Molecule: messenger RNA, 1457 nt
Organism: Neurospora tetraspora
Lineage: Eukaryota; Fungi; Ascomycota; Sordariomycetes; Sordariales; Sordariaceae
Exons: 1
Coding region: 267-1226 (319 amino acids)
Source: RefSeq, a predicted model, not a curated record
AAUGAAGAGAUGCUCUUCAGACAGACGAUAUGAUAUCACUGUGCAGGCCAAUUUGUUGUUGGUCAGGAGCGCACAAAUCGGGCGACAGCUGGAAAGUCUCUGCGUUUGUCUGGAGUUGGACGAUUGCUGAUGGAACGUUUCCGCAAUAUCGAGAUGGAAUCUUGAUGGAAGGCUGUUUCUCGACGUCAGGUUCCCAAGUGCGGUGCCGUCAAUAACAGAAACCAGUUAAGGAGCAGCAGAAGCCUGCAAAUGUCAAGUGGUCCGUCAUGAAAAUCCGGGGAGGGCGGGAGAUGGUCGAAAGUUUGGUUGCUGAUGUGGCUGUAUGGAAUCUAACCAAUCGAUGGGGGGUUCUUGUCUGUUUGUACCGGGUGCAGUGCCCACUGCCACUUGCCAUUUUUACUCAUUCAUUCUCUGUCUUCGUUGUUCCUUCCUCGUUGGGCUGGAGUUGGAAGGACGCAAAUCUGACAACCAUCAAAGAUUUUGUGCAACAUACUACAGCAAUCCUGCUAAUUUGGCAGUUGCCAUAUGCAAUUCGUGCGCUCUCCUUGGUUGUAGAUGGCAGUUGCAGCCCUAUCAGAACCACAUCUUCUCAGUGGUGCUUCCUUCCACUUUCCUUUUGCUUUCUUGCUGCUUGUGCCCUCUUCAACACAUUGCAACCGCGAACCUUGGUGGCCUUGGCUGCUCUUCACAGAUUGCUGGUACAAUUUUCCGUCUCUUCUCCCUGCUCGUGCUGUUGGGAAGGAGCCCAUCACACGUAUAGAGAAGGCGAGUUCCGGUCAUCGCAAGUUCACUCCAAUCCAGUUCAGCCGGGCAGUUGCAAAAGCCCGAGGGAAGCAUCAUCGGAUACAUUCAUGAGACGGGAAUGCAACAAGACCUCCCAGACCCGACUCUCAAAUCUACCUCCCGUCUACAUGAGCUGUCAUCGUCAUCAUCGGCUAGAUGUCACCGCCAGGUCCCGUCAGCCAGACCUUCUCUCGUCCUCCAACAAAAUCCAAUCCAUCACUACCCGUUGGGGCACUGACCACCUCACCAACGGGUACUACGACAAGAAGACUGCCGGCGGUGAAUCCAGCUAUAGUAUUGAUAGGUACCUAUUGUCAGUUCUUCAUUCUGACUACCAGCUGUGUACAGGUGUCGGUUUCUCCAGGCUGUUCCUGCACUGUCAAGGACGCCCGUCAACGGGCCGAGCACUGGAUAUGACCAACACCACGAUCCGAUGCUUCUAGUACUUGUUUCUGCCGCGAACAUGCACCUUAUCCGACACAGUUUGAGAGACGAAUACAAGGCCAGGCAGUCUGCACUCCUUCCUUACAUUAGCGAGGCAAGCCUGCCCUGAUGUUGACAUAAAACUGGCAGAACAGUCAAACGGUAUGUCCCCCGUCACCGUCUGAUAUUAACGUGGCAGCUGUAUUGGUGACUUGUACACACUCCAGGAAGCGAUACACAAAAUACGAUAU